Messenger RNA from Parus major (Great Tit), 1165 nucleotides. It is a transcript of the gene C28H19orf25, whose product is annotated as chromosome 28 C19orf25 homolog. The record is from RefSeq and is a predicted model, not a curated record. The transcript is spliced from 3 exons. Bases 107 to 436 code for a protein of 109 amino acids. NCBI's taxonomy places the organism in Eukaryota, Metazoa, Chordata, Aves, Passeriformes, Paridae.
GGGCGGGGCUGGGUUGAUGACGUGUACGGGGCGUGGCGGAAGUGCGGCCGGACGGUGGCCGGGACGGGGGUGUCUGUCGCCCUUCCCCCCAUGAGCCCCCCCCGGGAUGAGCUCCAAGGCCAAGCGGGUGCUGCCCACCCGCCCUGAGCCCCCCAGCGCGGAGCAGAUCCUGGCCGACGUGCAGGGCACCCACCCCAGCGACCCCAUCUUCAUCCUCCCCGCCGAGCCCCCCCAGGAGCCCGGCCCCGCUCCAGGCUGUCCCGAGCCCGCGGCCGAGGAGCGGGAGCGGCUGUACCGGCAGAUCCGCUCCUACGUGGGGAUGAACCAGCGGCUGCAGCGAUCCCGGGAGCAGCUGCGGGAGCGGCGCCGGGAGCUGCAGAGGGUCGGGGAGGCGCUGGACCGCGGCAUCGCGGAGAUGAGGCAGAAAGCCUUCUGAGGGAUCGUAGUGGGUUUCCCUUCCCCAAACCGGAGCAUCCGGAUUUGCCAGGACAGCCCCGGCUGUGCCACCCCAGUGACUUUUUCUGCCAGGCCAGCACGGCGGCGCUUUCCCGGUGCUGGAAUAAAGGCGUGUACCCCUCCUUGUGCCCCUGGAGCGGCUGCCAUGUCCCCCGCGGGUGGCGCAUCCUCUGCUCCCUACGACUUCUCCCUCUGGUACUUCCCCGAGGAUCACCGCGUCGCCUCCCGCAUCGCGGAGCGCCUGAGGCAGGAGGGAUUUCGGGGCUUCACCGAGCACCAGGACCAAGUGGCCGGGACAUCCGUCAUCCUGUCGGCCGUGGAGGCCAUCAAGGCCAGCCGCGUGGCCAUCCUGCUCCUCUCGGCCAAGUCCGUGGGCGACCGGUGGUGCCAGCGCGUGUCCCAGUGGAACCUGUUCUGCAACAUCCAGCAGCGCGGCCCCAAGGUGGUCCCCGUGUGCGUGGGGGUGACCAGAGCCGAGGUGCCCCCGUUUUUGCAGCACCUCGUCCCGCUGGAAUACCAGAACGAGUUCUUCUUCCAGCGGCUGCUGGCCAGCCUGAGGUCCCGCCCAGGGAGCGGGGCCAGGGCGGUCCCGGCCAAGGGGACGCCCUGAGGGACCCCCGGGGGGGGCUGGGAUGGGUCGGGGGCCAGCACGGCCUCACGGUGUGAAAAACAAUCCUGUUUUGCUAAUAAAGUUGAUGGGAAUGGCUCA